Molecule: messenger RNA, 541 nt
Organism: Soboliphyme baturini
Lineage: Eukaryota; Metazoa; Nematoda; Enoplea; Dioctophymatida; Soboliphymatidae
Source: the annotation of a GenBank genome assembly
GACUUUACAAAAAGUCUGGAAAACUGGUUUUUCUUGGACUUGAUAAUGCAGGCAAAACAACACUUUUGCAUAUGCUUAAAGAUGAUCGAAUGGCCCAACAUGUUCCCACUCUUCAUCCAACAUCCGAAGAACUGUCACUUGGCGGAAUGAGGUUUACAACGUUUGACCUUGGUGGUCACAUUCAAGCUCGCCGUGUGUGGAAAGACUACUUUCCAGCUGUUGAUGCAAUUGUAUUUCUCGUUGAUGCCGCUGAUAUUGAGAGACUGGAUGAAGCUAGGGUGGAAUUGGAAGGAUUAAUGACGGAUGAACAAGUUGCGAACUGCCCUAUAUUAGUGCUGGGUAACAAAAUUGAUAAACCGAACGCCAUAUCUGAAGAUCAACUCAAGGCAUCCAUGAGCCUUUAUGGACUAGCAACUGGAAAAGGGAACAUCGCUAGAAGCGAGUUGUCGACAAGACCACUUGAAGUGUUUAUGUGUAGUGUGUUAAAACGUCAAGGCUAUGGAGAAGGAUUUCGGUGGUUAGCUCAGUAUAUCGACUAAAU